AUGGAGGAAGUAAUUAAACUCGAGUCACUGUUUUGGUCCUGUGAGGGCAGCCAGCAAGUGGCUAACCUCCUGAAUAAGAUCAAGAAGGUCACUUCUGAAUUCGAAGGCAAAACUGGGCACCCUUCGAUUAACUUUCAAGUCCUAGAAAAAAUCAAGUACCCUGGCAGACGGAAGGGUAGUGCACGUCCAAAGUACCUCCCCAAAGACUUUGGUCGGGCAAACUGGAGAAAGAUCAGUGUUUCGUCUGGUCAUGCUGGCCUUAAGGCAAUGGUUAGACUGAGAGCUAAAAUGAGGGAGGGAAAGCCUGCAGCUACACAAAAACAAAACAAAAACAAACAAGAGCCUCUCGACCCAGUCGAUGCCCCCCAAAAAAAUGGGUUCAAAAGACCUGCCACCACCCUAGAAGAUUACCAGUAUGAUAAUCGCACCUCUGUUGGCAAGAGGGUCAAAUUCCAGCCCGGUUUUCCUGUCUCUCAUGAGAUAGUCGAUGAUGUCAAGGGUGGGUUUAGCCCUACUGCUGACGGGUGGUGUGGUUUUCGGGUCCUUGCCCACUUGAUCUACAAAGAUCAGAAUAAGUUUUCACUUGUAAAAAGGGAUAUGCUAGCCGCCCUGCCGAAAUACAAAACAUUGUACACAAAUACCUUUGGCACUGACACAAGCCAACUAGAAAAAAUCAUUCAACAUGGCUCUCAACUCGAUUAUAGCAACACCAGCAACACCAACACCAACUUCAUCCCAGUAUGUUCAGAUGCCAGUUGUGCCAGAAAUAAGAUUGAUGAUAACUUUGAUACUUACUGGAAUAAGUUCAAAGAAUUUAACAAGCAUGAUCGCCGAAAUGCCAUGCUCUCUCUCCAUUCUGAUCUAGAUCAACCAAUUGAUCUUACUCCAAAAUAA
This is a messenger RNA of Phycomyces blakesleeanus NRRL 1555(-), 894 nucleotides long. RefSeq lists its product as hypothetical. The transcript has 4 exons. The record is from RefSeq and is a predicted model, not a curated record. Bases 1 to 894 code for a protein of 297 amino acids. Lineage: Eukaryota; Fungi; Mucoromycota; Mucoromycetes; Mucorales; Phycomycetaceae.